Odobenus rosmarus divergens (Pacific walrus) is the source of this 4735-nucleotide messenger RNA. RefSeq names its product additional sex combs like 2 (Drosophila) (gene ASXL2). Bases 1 to 4359 code for a protein of 1452 amino acids. The record is from RefSeq and is a predicted model, not a curated record. Gene Ontology annotation, cellular component: PR-DUB complex. Gene Ontology annotation, biological process: animal organ morphogenesis; positive regulation of transcription by RNA polymerase II. Lineage: Eukaryota; Metazoa; Chordata; Mammalia; Carnivora; Odobenidae. The transcript is spliced from 13 exons. Gene Ontology annotation, molecular function: DNA binding; chromatin binding; peroxisome proliferator activated receptor binding.
AUGAGGGAAAAGGGCCGUAGGAAGAAGGGCAGGACCUGGGCGGAGGCCGCCAAGACGGUCUUAGAAAAAUACCCCAAUACACCCAUGAGUCAUAAAGAAAUUCUUCAAGUUAUCCAGAGAGAAGGACUAAAAGAAAUCAGAAGUGGGACUUCCCCUCUUGCAUGCCUGAAUGCAAUGCUGCAUACAAACUCCCGAGGUGAAGAGGGCAUCUUCUAUAAGGUUCCAGGUAGAAUGGGAGUAUAUACUUUGAAGAAGGAUGUGCCGGAUGGGGUGAAAGAGCUAUCAGAAGGUUCGGAAGAAAGCAGUGAUGGUCAGUCAGACUCCCAGAGUUCUGAGAACAGCGGCAGCAGCAGUGAUGGUGGCAGCAACAAGGAGGGGAAAAAGAGCAGGUGGAAAAGGAAAGUAUCGUCUAGACUGUCACAGCCAUCUUCUCCCCAGUCAGGCUGCCCAUCACCUACCAUUCCAGCAGGUAAAGUCAUUUCUCCAUCACAGAAGCACAGCAAGAAGGCACUAAAGCAGGCUCUAAAACAGCAACAGCAGAAGAAGCAGCAACAGCAGUGCAGGCCGAGCAUGUCCAUCUCCUCCAGCCAGCCUCUCUCUCUGAAGACUGUCAAAGCAGCCAGUGACUCUGUACCUGCCAAACCUGCAAUAUGGGAAGGAAAGCCAUCUGACGGGCAGUCGGGCAGCCCUCAAAACUCAAACUCUAGUUAUUCUUGUUCAGUUCAAGUGGAAAAUCCCUUGCUGGGCUUGGGGAAGAAGUCAUUCCAGAGGUCUGACAGGCUCCACACAAGGCAAAUGAAAAGGACUAAGUGUGCUGAAAUUGAUGUUGAGACACCAGACUCCAUUCUGGUUAAUACAAAUCUACGAGCACUGAUCAACAAGCACACCUUUUCAGUCCUUCCUGGAGAUUGCCAACAGCGACUGCUUUUACUCCUUCCAGAGGUGGAUCGACAGGUUGGUCCCGAUGGUCUGAUGAAGUUAAAUGGCUCAGCCCUUAACAAUGAGUUCUUCACUUCAGCAGCCCAAGGCUGGAAGGAAAGACUCUCAGAAGGUGAGUUUACACCUGAGAUGCAAGUGAGAAUUCGACAAGAGAUUGAGAAGGAGAAAAAAGUAGAGCCAUGGAAAGAACAAUUCUUUGAAAGCUACUAUGGUCAGAGUUCUGGUCUGAGCCUUGAGGAUUCAAAGAAAUUGACAGCCUCGCCCAGCGAUCUCAAAGUAAAGAAAACCCCAGCUGAGCAACCAAAAUCCAUGCUACCUUCAGAGGCCUCACCUGUCAGUAUAGUCCCAGUAAUUUCCCAGUUAGGGUCUAAAGAAGAAGUGGUGCAAAUGCCAUCCCCAGGAAGAAAAGAAGAGCAUGAAAGCCAAGAUAUGGUGCAGCCAAACCCCAAAUCCACAGAGCCCCUACUUCCCUCAGCAAGCAAUACACAAGAGCUUAGCAGCCUUCUUCCCAUCAAGUGCCCAAAGGAUGAUGAUCUCUUGGAGCAGAAGCCAGUUGCCUCUGCUGAACAGGAGUCUGAGAAGGAGAAUCAUCUCACUACUGUUUCUAAUUAUAACAAAGAUGAAGGCCAAGAAGCUUUAGUUACAUCCCCAAACAAACCCAAGAGUCCUGGGGUGGAAAAACCAGUAAUAAAGCCCAUAGCAGAAGCAGGUCCCCAGGAUAUCACUGCGAAAGAACCUCCAUCAGCUCCGGUUGAUCACAGCCCAGAAAGCCUCAAGAGGAAAUCUUGUCUCAUCCAAGAAGAGGCCCCCGUGAGCUGGGAGAAAAGGCCACGUGUCACGGAGAAUCGCCAGUACCAGCAGCCAUUUCAAGUCUCGCCACAGCCCUUUCUCAGUAGAGGGGACAGGAUCCAGGUGCGAAAAGUACCACCUCUCAAGAUCCCGGUCUCCAGAAUCUCCCCCAUGCCUUUUCCUACAUCGCAGGUCUCUCCCAGGGCUCGUUUUCCAGUCUCCAUCACUAGUCCUAACAGAACAGGAGCCAGAACUCUUGCAGACAUCAAAGCAAAAGCCCAGCUGGUCAAAGCACAGAGGGCGGCCGCCGCUGCAGCUGCCGCCGCCGCCGCCGCCGCGGCCUCAGUUGGAGGGACCGUUCCAGGACCUGGCCCCGGGGGCGGACAAGGCCCAGGAGAGGGCGGUGACAGCAAAACCGCUGGAGGAGGGAGGCCAGGCUCAGACAGAGGCCGCGAACCUGGAGAGGCCCCCACCCUGGAGUUGGCAGGAACUGGAAGCGGGGGAGGUACGAGAGAGCUUUUACCCUGUGGGCCAGAGACUCAGCCCCAGUCUGAGACCGAGAGCCCAGACCAGGCACAGCCUCAUGGUGUCUCUGGAGCACAAUUACAGCAAACCCCCUCGGUGCCUCCAACCUCUGCCAGCGGUGGAGCCGGUGCAAGGGCCCCCUCACCAGCCCACACUGACGCGCCCCCACCAGCUGUAGGGAAGCCGGCUAACGAACCCCCGCACCCCCCUAGGGCAGCAGCCGCAGUGGCCUCUCUCCCCCACCCACAAGGCCCCGGGACCUGCAGACUGGAGAAGGCGCCUUCUAUUCCGGCGGGUUCCUCUCUCAUCUCAGGUGCCUCCCCACCUGUUCGUUUUGCAGCCGAUGGCACAGUCGAGCCCAGAGCAGGUUCUGGUAGGAAUAUGCCAGACCCUUCGGCCUCAGCGGAGACAACCGCUAGUACUUCAGCGGCUGUGACUCCCUCUCCUUUAACAUCGUUGUUGACCGCCGCCGCUUUAGAAAAGCUUCCUGUACCCCAGGUCAGUGUAAGUGUAGGGCCUCCGGGAUCAGCUCCGUCCUCGAGCACUUUGCCAGUAGCUUCUAGCCUUAAAACUCCAGGAACUUCUUCAAAUUUGAAUGGACCCAUGCCAAGGCCGAGCUCUAGUAUCCCUGCGAAUAACCCUUUGGUCACUCAGCUGCUUCAGGGCAAAGAUGUUCCCAUGGAGCAAAUUCUGCCUAAACCUCUCACCAAAGUUGAAAUGAAAACUGUUCCACUGACCACGAAAGAGGAGCUGGGGACAGGAGCGCUCACAGGCACUGGCGCUGCAGAAAACGGCGUCAGAGAGGAAGGUGGUGCGAGGCAGCCCCACCCAGCUCUGCAGCAGCUGGGGAGAGCCUUGCAAAGUAAGCAGCUCCCCCAGGUUCCAAGACCCCUUCAGCUCUUUUCGGGUAAGGAACUGAGGGACUCUAGCAUUGACACACACCAGUACCAGGAAGGACUAAGCAAAGCCACCCAAGAGCAGAUCCUUCAGACUCUCAUCCAAAGGGUUCGGAGGCAGAACGUUCUCCCAUUUGUGCAGCCCUCCCAGUUCAACUUCACGCACUCAGGUUUCCAGUUGGAAGACAUCUCCACAAGCCAGAGGUUCAUGCUGGGUUUUGCUGGCAGAAGGACAUCGAAGCCUGCAAUGGCAGGUCACUACUUACUUAACAUUUCCACCUAUGGCCGGGGUUCAGAGAGCUUUAGGAGGACCCAUUCUAUAAACCCUGAAGACCGUUUGUGUCUAAGUAGCCCCACGGAGGCCUUGAAAAUGGGAUACACAGACUGUAAAAAUGCAACAGGAGAUAGUAGCAGUGGCAAAGAAGAAGAUACCGAUGAGGAAAGUUCCAGUGAUGAGCAAGAAUCCAUCAUGGUGAAGGAGGAGCCCCAGGCUGCCCAGGGCCCUGGCAAGUGUGAAGCAAGUUCGGGACCCCACAGUAGAGAAGCCCUAGCCACCAAUGAUUGUUCAGCAAAAAAGAAUGUGAAGGCGGAGAUACCAGUGCAUGAGCAAACCACUUUAAGCAAGGAGAAUUACCUGUUCACGAGAGGCCAAACAUUUGAUGAAAAGACCCUAGCCAGAGAUUUUAUUCAGGCAGCACAGAAACAAAUGGCUCAUGCAGUGAGAGGCAAGACAAUGCGUAGCAGCCCUGAGCUUUUCAAUUCUACUGCUCUUCCUCUGACUGCAGACAGUCCCACCCAUCAGCCUCUCCUCCUUCCACCACUGCAAACCCCGAAGCUGUAUGGAAGCCCCACCCAGAUCGGGCCAAGCUAUAGAGGCAUGAUCAAUGUCUCCACCUCGUCCGACAUGGACCGUAACUCUGCUGUCCCGGGGAUGCCUGACUGUAGCCAGGUGGCUAGCAAUGUAGGUGAUGUCAUGUCCUUUUCGGUGACUGUCACUACUAUCCCUGCUAGCCAAGCGAUGAAUCCCAGCAGCCAUGGCCAGACCAUUCCUGUUCAGGCCUUUCCUGAAGAAAACAGCAUAGAGGACACACCUUCGAAAUGUUACUGCCGAUUGAAAGCCAUGAUCAUGUGCAAGGGGUGUGGAGCAUUCUGCCACGAUGAUUGCAUUGGCCCCUCGAAACUGUGUGUCUCCUGCCUUGUCGUUCGGUAACGAGACUAGAAAGAGAACACGCUGUAAAGGAAGCAGGGAGGGAAGGGUUGAUGAGAUGUGUUUUUUGCGUCCUUUCGGAAUCACAGAAAUAAAUUAAGUAGGUUUCAGUUGUCUUAAGAGACAGACGUUACUUAAUCAGGAAUACAGAGUACAGAUCUUAUAUUUUAGAGGAAGAGCACCUUGUAUAGUAAGUCUAGGUCAAGCAAGACUUUGUGAAUUUGUGACAAGUUUGCACUUACAAAAUCAUGUAAAUAUGUCACAUUUUGUUUUAACAUUGUUUUCCCAAGUGUUUAGGUAAUGAUGUGUUUGAAUUCAGAUUUAUGUUCCACUUCACGUGACUGAGAAAAGUUUAAUGCCAUGCAUGGUUAAAGGAAGC